This is a messenger RNA of Guillardia theta CCMP2712, 2220 nucleotides long. RefSeq lists its product as hypothetical. Bases 1 to 2220 code for a protein of 739 amino acids. The transcript is spliced from 9 exons. NCBI's taxonomy places the organism in Eukaryota, Cryptophyceae, Pyrenomonadales, Geminigeraceae. The record is from RefSeq and is a predicted model, not a curated record.
AUGAGGAUGAGCGAGGAGGAGAAGACGUCACAUCCGGAGUUACUGAGCAGCGAGGUGUCUGAAGGGCUGCUGCUGAAGCUGGAGGAUCUCGAAGCAAGGCUGACGAGGGACAUGGAGAGCAUGAGAUCACUUCUUGCAGGAGUGGCUGAGUACGAGAACCUUCUCCGAGAGCGGGCGAUGCUGGAAACAACCUUCACCGACUCCUCCAGGCUGCUGGAUCGCACUUCGAACUCGUACACUCUUCGGCGAUCGGAGGAGCGGUACAAGGCUCUGGUGCUCAAGAUCAUACCUGAGAGAAGGAAGGAGCUGCUGGGGACGAAGAAUGUUUCGAAAGAGAGGAUAGUCCGCAUCCAGCACAAUCGUGACAGAGGCGAAGAGCACAUCUCCCAAGUCUCACAGUCUAUCUCCUUCAUCUCUGCUGCAGAGCCUUCUAUAGAGCCAGACGCUUCUCCAGGUCAACCGCUAGUCUCCUCUCUGCACAGUAGCUCAAGUGCUUGUAGCUCGGCGGUCGAAGAAGCAAGAGCGUGCUUCAAGCCUGCUGAUGGACCGGGUGGAAGCCCUGGAGACCUGGGCAAGAGAGCGGUCCUGAAGCAGCAAGGAGAGAUAUCAGCGAUGCAGGACCAGGAGAGGCUGAUGAGACAAGAGCUGGGAGAGUCGGACUCCAAGAGCAGAGACGCGGCUAUCCACAAGCUGACAGUGAGGAUGAGAAGAAUGGAAGACAUGAUGAAGAGAUGUCAAGUCGGACAAGACUCGCCCAAGGCAGAGGAGAAAUCCAAGAGCAUGCCUGCGGAUGCGUUGGUGCUGAAGAAGGAUCAUAGCAAACUCCAAGAAUCGCUCAAGCUUGCCCAAGAAAAGAUUGUGACGUUGGAGGCCAAGCAAGGGAAGCUGAUAGAGCAGCUGGCGGAGCUCUCGCUCAAGCUGCAAGACAAGAAGUUCGUCCAGCCGUUAGACCUCAAGUCUGCCUUUCAGAGCUUGUUCCAAGGCUUCACCAACGUCCUCGACCCCUCUCAGCCAAAACGAGCCGGUAACUCGGGUGAGGAGAAGAAGGUUCGCUUCGCCUACAUCGGCGAGCACUUCGCUCACUCGCUACUGAGCGGCUUCAGCGCCAUCGAGAAAGUGGAGAAGAAGCAUCUUGAGCUCCUGGUCGAGCUGGAGGAGCAGCGGGAGAGGCACCAGCAGGAGAGGAUCGAAAUUUCCCGCAAGCUUGCGGACGUCCUGUCGAGAUGCGACAACUGCGACACCGUGGCAGAAGAAGUUAAACUCGACCUGCAGGAGGUCGCUGCUCGCGCAGAGGAAGGGAGGGAGGCAGCUCGGAGCGUGUGCUGUCUGAGCGACGAAGUGAUUUCCUGCCAGCAAGGCUUGGACGAACUCCGCUCGCGCACUGUCAUGCUGGAAGAGAGGAGCGGGCAAUCUGAGGGGAGCAAGUCAGCACAGAGACAGGGAGAUGUAAAGCAGGAAGGAGGUACAAGAGAGUGCGGAGAAGAGCAUGGGGAGGAGGGGAGGAGCGCGUUGGAGGAUCUUUCCUCGCGCGUGUCUCUCCUUGAAGCUUCUCUGGCAGCCUCUGCUCCCUCUCCCUCUCCCUCUAUAUCCGCUGAGGCCAUCAACGCGCUCAGUGAGGAGCUCACAGAGAGGAUAGAGGAGUCUGCGGCGCGACGAGACAGCAGCCUGAUGAAGACGCUGGAGGAGGCGAUGCUCUCCUGCGUGUCGCGCGACGACGUGCGAGAGAGUCUGCUGCUGUAUGCCAGCAAGAAGGACCUCAAGGCGAGCGAGAGCAGGACCUGGGAGCGCAUCGCCAAGGUCGAGGAGGAGGGAGCGCAGACUUCUGCGAUGAUCAAGCUGGCGAGGAAGGAGCUGGAGGGGAUGAAGAGUAGCUUCCUCCUCUCCUCGCAGGAGCUCGCGGCAAAGCUCUCGAGCCACGAAGAAGACUGUGCCGAGGCGGUAGACGCGCUGUCAGGCAGCAUUGCACAAGUCUCGUCCGAGCUCUUCAAGUUUGCAGCAAGUCAGUCGGAGCUGUUUGUUCGACGCGACGAGCUCGCCAGCAUUCGAACCUUGACGAGCAAGGCGGAGAGUGAAGACAACAGAAGCAGCGAGCUAGAGGAGGAGCGGGAGGGGGAAGAGACACAGCAGCAUUCGAGGGAAGAGGAGGCAAAGAAGGAUCAGGAGGGGAAAGGAGAGGGAAACUUGACGAGACAAAUGGUAUCAGCAUGUGGGUAUUGUUGA